ACGUGAACAAUACAACGGGGUUUCUCUGUAUUUCCGCUAUAAUCGCUCUCUCUCUCUCUCUCUCUCAAGUCUAUCUCUGGUCCGAGCCUGUCUUGGUCUUGCUCCAAUAAGCUUUCUCUGUGCUGUGGAGGUCUGAUAAAAUGGUGGAGGAGAAGUCUGCGAUAGCAAAAGAUGUUACUGAAUUGAUUGGUAACACGCCACUGGUAUUUCUCAACCAUGUUGUAGAUGGUUGUGUAGCACGAAUUGCCGCUAAGCUAGAGAUGAUGGAACCCUGCUCAAGUGUCAAGGACAGAAUCGGAUAUAGCAUGAUUGCUGAUGCAGAGGAGAAGGGUCUCAUUACUCCGGGUGUGAGUGUCUUGAUUGAGCCUACCAGUGGCAACACUGGCAUAGGGUUGGCAUUCAUCGCAGCUGCCAAGGGUUACAAACUCAUAGUUACCAUGCCUGCUUCAAUGUCUCUUGAAAGAAGAAUCAUUCUUAAAGCUUUUGGAGCUGAGCUGGUUCUAACAGAUCCAGCCAGGGGCGUGAAAGGUGCUGUUCAGAAGGCUGAAGAGAUACUCGCAAAGACUCCCAAUGCUUAUAUUCUUCAGCAAUUUAAAAACCCUGCAAACCCAAAGAUCCAUUAUGAGACCACUGGACCAGAGAUCUGGAAAGGCUCUAGUGGGAAGGUUGAUGCAUUUGUGUCUGGGAUAGGAACUGGAGGUACAAUAACAGGUGCAGGGAAGUAUCUCCAAGAGCAAAACCCCAAUGUUAAGCUUUAUGGGGUUGAACCAGUUGAAAGUGCUAUAUUGUCUGGAGGGAAACCUGGCCCACAUAAGAUCCAAGGAAUCGGUGCUGGCUUCAUCCCUGAAGUUUUGGAUGUCAAUCUACUUGAUGAAGUUAUUCAAAUAUCAAGUGAAGAAGCUAUUGAAACUGCUAAGCUUCUUGCAUUGAAAGAAGGUUUGCUGGUAGGGAUAUCAUCUGGUGCUGCUGCUGCUGCUGCAAUUAAGAUAGCAAAGAGGCCAGAAAAUGCAGGGAAACUCCUUGUUGUGAUCUUCCCAAGCUUUGGAGAGCGUUAUCUGUCAUCUGUUCUGUUUGAAUCUGUGAAGCGGGAGGCAGAGAGCAUGGUUUUUGAGGUCUGAAUAGCCUAGUUUCAAAAGGAGUCUCAACUUUCAGGCCGGUGGCAUCUGAAGUAUGAGGCAGAGAACAUGGUUUUCAAGUUGCAAUUUUUAACUUUGGUUUGGAUGGUUCUGCUUCUUCCUGUUUUUACAUGAAUAAAUGCUGUGAAUAAUAUGGAAGUUUUCUGCCUCGAAAGAAAAUAUAUGGAAGCUUUUAAAUACUAAUUGUAUAUUAACCAUAUAUGGGUUGGUCACUGGCGCUAGACGUGGAAUUUAAAUACUCAUGUGGAAUUUAAAGCAGAUGUGUUCUGGUAAAUUCAUUUCCUUUUAGAACCACCAAGUUUUUCUGUUUGUUCGACCAUCGUUUUGUUUGCGUUUAGACCUUAACAAAGUCAGUAUUCUAUGCCAAAAUGUUGUAAUCUGAAGGAGACUUCAUGGUACUGGUUUUGCCAAAAUUUCGAUUGUGGCUCUUCUUCCUUUUCCUUCAA
Messenger RNA from Juglans microcarpa x Juglans regia, 1582 nucleotides. Its product is annotated as cysteine synthase-like. The record is from RefSeq and is a predicted model, not a curated record. The transcript is spliced from 11 exons. Gene Ontology annotation, molecular function: cysteine synthase activity. Lineage: Eukaryota; Viridiplantae; Streptophyta; Magnoliopsida; Fagales; Juglandaceae. Gene Ontology annotation, cellular component: cytoplasm. Bases 141 to 1118 code for a protein of 325 amino acids.